ACAAAACCUGUGAAGCUAUACUUAUUUUACAAGAUCUAGAAAUUAAUUUUAUUAACAAGAUAAAUAGAAUGAAUGCAUAAUCUUUGCUAGAAGCUUGCAUUCCUCGUUGUUGGUGAGGCAUAAGGGAAGAAGCCUUGUUUCUUCUCUGGUGUGUGUAUAUAUCAGUGGCUGCCUGUUUCAACCAAGAACCCUCCCUCCUUCCCUCUCUCUUUCUCUCUACUCAAAAGAAUUCUAGUGUAGGUGUGCCUUUGCAGGCGCUGCUUAAUUCCCCAGAGCCGCUUAAGUUUGCUUCCCAACCGGCCGCCUCCAGAUAUGGGAGGAGAACUUUUGCUCAAGAUCUGGGUCAACGCUCUCAAGGACUUUCAUUACGAUAUGGAGGAUUUGCUUGAUGAGUACUCCAUCGAAAGUCCACAGCGUAGAUGGAGCACAGAAUGUCAAGAAAGCACUGCCGAGAAGAAACCCAGAUCAAGAAACUGGUUUGCCAAAAGAUUUUAAACGAGAAAGAUAAUUAUGACGAAGAACGGAUCAAGAAAAUGUGUUCAAUUCAAUGCUUGAUAUCUUCUUUCACUUGUCCUACUGCCCUUGGCAUUUGUAAGCGUUUGUGCCCACUUUCCAUUUUCAAUGGUUUUAGCUCGGGAUUUUGUUUAAAGCAGGCUACAAUAUGCUGUGUCAAGAUCGACACAACUUGUACGUUUUGAUUCAUUGAAUCUCAUGAUUUCAUGAUCAUACUCUAAUAUAUAGUCGAUAUGAGAGCUUCGCUCUGAAACCGUGCCAUCCUGCAAUGUCGGGUUUAAGGCAAAUUUUAUGUUGGUUCUCCACGCCGCUCACUCACUGCAGCAGGAAAACUAUUGAAGCCUGAGCAUGAUACACAAUGAAUGUGCAACUAGCUGUAACUGGCGUUUUAGGAAUACGAGUAUCGACGAAAAAAAGAUGACGAUUUCUAAUUGUCGGGGAAGAGAAGCCAGGGAGGGCGAACCGAUCAAGCACUGUCGCUGAUCAGUGACGCUGAUAGAGGUGUAAACUGCAACUAAUGGCCCGUACAAGUAACCCCGAGGGAAAAACAUGGGACCCAGCCCCUCGGCCGGUUCCUCGUCGAUGAGGAAGAGAAGCGGCGUGAGAGGUGGAACAAGAAUGGAGAGGCUGGAUCACGAAAUCCUGUGUAUCAUCUUCUCCUUCCUGAACGCCUUCGACCUCGCUCGCUGCACCGCCGUCUGCAAAUCCUGGAAUGCAGUUGUUAAAAAAUCCGAGUUAUUGCAAGCGUUGUAUUUCAAGCUGCGGCGAGAUUCUAUGGGAAAUAUUUCUACUGAGUCUAAUUCUUCACGGCAGUCAUGGAAAUUAGGCCUACAAGAAGCAGCCAUGAAGCAUCAUAGCUUAUGUUUACGACGAGGUCGUAUCGAUAUUCAUCAGUGGAAAGCUCAUUCUGUCGGGGUUGAUCAGUGCCGGAUGAGGAUGGGCUUACUUCUCACUGGUGUUGGUGACAAGGUUAUGCGUCUUUGGUCUUUGAGCAGCUACAAUUGUGUGGGAGAAUAUUACAUCCCUGAUAGUGCCCCUCUAGUUGACUUUGAUUUCGAUGAGACCAAGAUUGUUGGUUUGCUUGGUACUCGUGUAGGCAUAUGGAGACGAAAUGGGAAAAGAAGUAUAUUUCCCUCACAUGAAGGCACAUUCUCAAAAGGUUUAUGCAUGCGGUACACUGAUCCAGAGGCUGUCAUUGGAUGUGAGGAUGGAACUGUUCGGGCAUUUGACAUGUAUAGUAGGGCGUGUUCUCGAAUUAUUAAGAUGCAUGCUGGGCCUGUAACAUGCUUAUCUCUGAAUGAUGACCAUUUGAUUCUCAGUGGAAGCUCUCUUGGUAGUGUCUCAAUAUCCAGCCUCUCAUCCGAUCAGCGAGUAGCUACACUAAGGUCAACCAAUUCGGGAGGCAUAAGGACCCUGUGUUUCAACCCUUCCUCUCAUUUAGUGUUUGCUGGGACAACAAUUGGAUAUACACAUUGUUGGGACCUUAGGACCAUGAAAUCUUUAUGGGAGACAAGAAUAAGUCCAAAUGUUCUGUAUUCUAUGCAACAUUUGCAGAACGAUACAUCAACUUUAGUUGUUGGUGGAAUAGAUGGUGUGCUUCGUGUUUUGGAUCAGAACACCGGAGUUCUUUCAAGUUGCAUCAUUGGUGAUGAGAGGCCAAUGGAUUCCUCUAAAAAUACAAAUGUUUUCAUCGAAAAAAAGAAAGGAAUAAGGCUCUCCGAAGAUGCCCGAAUCGACAAGAUCCCUAGAACUGCUCGACCACCUAUCACAUGCUUGGCUGUUGGGAUGAAAAAGGUUGUCACUGCACAUAAUAUCAAGUACAUUAGGAUGUGGAAGUUCAAUGUGUAACAAGUUAUUUAGAUGGUUAUUCUCAUUGACCAUAAUUGUAUUAUAAUAUUAGUCGUUUGUAUUUCUAUUUAGAUGGUUACUCUGAUCUCUAUUAGAAUGUUCGGUUCGUCUCGACUUGUCAAUUUACAUUAACAUAUUAUGAACGUGUAGUGUUUUGUAUUUAAA
Molecule: messenger RNA, 2526 nt
Organism: Theobroma umbraticum
Lineage: Eukaryota; Viridiplantae; Streptophyta; Magnoliopsida; Malvales; Malvaceae
Product: F-box family protein with WD40/YVTN repeat doamin
Molecular function (GO): protein binding
Source: RefSeq, a predicted model, not a curated record